Molecule: messenger RNA, 3521 nt
Organism: Cottoperca gobio
Lineage: Eukaryota; Metazoa; Chordata; Actinopteri; Perciformes; Bovichtidae
Gene: ddx24
Product: DEAD (Asp-Glu-Ala-Asp) box helicase 24
Exons: 9
Coding region: 318-3092 (924 amino acids)
Molecular function (GO): RNA helicase activity; nucleic acid binding; ATP binding
Source: RefSeq, a predicted model, not a curated record
ACCACGUGAUCGACACUGUCAUGGCUGCGCCCUCGUGUCAUGCGUGGUUGUAAACAUUCGUUACAAUAUUUUGUCACUCGAAAGACCCUACAGUCAACGAAGGUAGUACUUGUAUCGCUGUUUUAACGUAUAGUUGUUGUGUUGUUGUUUGUGGGUUAUGUAGCCAGUUGACUUUGAUAUUUCUACGAGCAUUUAAUGUAUAGUUGGAGUGGCUCGGCACCUAGCUGCUAGCUUACUUCACACAUACGAUUUGAACAACUCAGUUUGAAGGAGGCAGUUUAACAUAUUGGGGGUAACCCUGUUUUAUUUGUAGAAAAAUGAUGAAAAUUAGGCCCAGAAACAAGCGUAUGUCGUCCGGACUGCUAAAGCUAAAGCCAGCCAAACGAAACAUCGACGUGCAAGGCAAAUGGAAAGCUGUCGAGCUCGAUCCCAGUAUCUUCUCCGAGGAGGGCUUGGAGGGUCUGGUAUGUUUUGAAGAGCUCACAGAUUACAGUCUGUUGGACUCUAAGAAGGCUGCAGCUAAAGCAGAAAAGGAAAUGCUAAAGGAGGAGGAGGCGAGGAAGAAGAAGAAGAAGAAGAAGAAAACGAAGAAAAGAAAAGCCAGCGAGGGAGAGGAGGGUGGUGAGAAGGUAGAUGUGGAGAGCAAAGAGGAAGAGAAAACAGCUGAACCGGCCAAGAAAAAAGCCAAGAAGAAAAAUAAGAAACUGACUGCAGAAGAAUCGGACCAACCAGAUAAGACUUCUGUAGAAGUGACACAGAAGGAUGUGGCUGCAGGUGAGGAGGGAGGGAAGGAUGAAACUCCUAAAGAAGAAGCUUCACAAGAUACGGCCAUUACUUCAGAACCUGAUGCCCAAUCAAAACCCACAAAGAAGAGCAUUAAAAAGAAGAAGAAGAAGAAAAAGAAACAGAAGCAGCAGGUAAAAAAUGAGAACAUCCCAGAGGCGCAGCCAAACCAGGAGUCUCCAUCAGAAUCUCAGCGUCUGGAAAAAGACAAGUCCACUCAAGAUAAGGUGCCAAAGCCCCCCAAAAACAAAAAGCAGAUAAAUAAUUGGACAAAUGCAGUACGUUCUGGAUCUGAUGACAAAAAUGCUGAUGUGAGUGCAUGGAAAGACCUGUUCGUCCCCCCGCCUGUGUUAAAGGCACUGAGCAGUCUUGGAUUUAGCUCACCGAGCCCUAUACAAGCCCUGGUUUUGCCUCCAGCUAUCCGGGAUCGUAUGGAUAUACUGGGAGCAGCUGAGACAGGAAGUGGGAAGACAUUGGCUUUUGGUAUUCCCAUGAUCCACGCCAUCCUGGAGUGGAGGAAAAGUUCAGAAAAGCCUCUCGAUGACGACACUGAAUCACCCACAGAGGUGCAGAGUUUGUAUUUACCAGCUGUAGAUGAGUCUACAAUAGAUGAAGAAGAAGAGCAGGACGACGUGGAGGCUGAGGGAGAAGAAGGUGAAAGCAUCACAGAGGAGGAUCAAGGUGACACGGAUGAACACGACAGUGAAGACGAACAGGAUGACAUUGAAGACGAAGAGGAUGACAUUGAAGACGAACAGGAUGACAUUGAAGACGAACAGGAUGACAUUGAAGAAAAAGAUGGUGAUGAAAGGCGGUGUGUUAAAGUCAUCGAAAAUGUAGAGUUUGGCUUUGAAACCACCGCUGAAGCAGAAGAAGCUGCUGCUGGUCGCAGGCAGCCACUGCUUGGACUGGUGCUCACUCCCACCAGGGAGCUGGCUGUUCAGGUCAAGCACCAUAUUGAUGCUAUCGCAAAAUUUACAAACAUCAAAACAGCGAUAGUGGUGGGUGGAAUGGCACAGCAGAAACAAAGAAGGAUACUAAACCACAGACCAGAGAUCGUUGUUGCCACUCCGGGACGUCUGUGGGACUUGAUCCAGGAGCGGCAUCCACAUCUGGUGAAUUUAAGACUACUCAAGUGCCUGGUCAUUGAUGAAGCAGAUCGCAUGGUGGAGAGAGGCCACUUUGCAGAGCUGGACAGUCUGCUGGAGAUGCUGAAAACCGUUCACUACAAUCCCAAGAGGCAAACUUUUGUGUUCUCUGCCACACUGACCAUGGCCUGCACCCUGCCCAAACGCGUCCUGCAGAAGAAGAAGAAGAAUCUGGACCAGAGGAACAAGCUGGAAGUUCUCAUGCAGAAAGUGGGGAUCAAGUCCAAACCCAAAAUUGUUGACCUUACUAGGAAGGAGGCAACUGUGGAGACUCUGACUGAGACCCGAAUCCAUUGUCAGAAGGAGGAGAAGGACUUUUACCUUUAUUACUUUUUGCUCCAGUAUCCUGGCCGCACCAUGGUGUUUGCCAACAGUAUAGACUGUAUCAAGAGACUGAACUCCCUGCUGGUUAUCUUGGACCGUACUCCACUGCCUCUUCAUGCCAACAUGCACCAGAAGCAACGCCUCAAAAACCUGGAAAGGUUUGCUGAGAGGGAGAGUUGUGUUCUGCUGACUACUGACGUGGCAGCUCGAGGACUGGAUAUCCCCAAUGUUCAGCAUGUUAUUCAUUACCAAGUUCCAAGGACGUCUGAGACUUACGUCCAUCGGAGUGGCAGAACAGCGAGAGCCACCAAAGAGGGGCUCAGUUUGCUGCUAAUGGGCCCAGAUGACAUGAUGAACUUCAAAAAGAUCUACAGGGCUCUUGGGAAGGAUGAGGAUCUUCCCAUGUUCCCCAUAGAGACCAAAUGCAUGGAGGCCAUAAAGGAGCGGGUAAACCUGGCCAGACGGAUAGAGAAGAUUGAGUUCCACAACAGCAGGGAGAAGCAUCACAACUCCUGGUUCAGACAAGCAGCGAAGGCCCUGGAGGUGGACCUGGAUGAUGAUCUUUUAAUCGGCGGAGCAAGGGAUGAGGAUGGUGAUAGAGAGCAGCAGAAGGUGGUAAAGGGGAUGAAGAAGCAUUUGAAGCAUCUGAUCUCCCAGCCGGUAUUCAAGAGGGGGAUUAUGACCAAGUACCCCACUCAAAUGGGAAGGCUCUCCCUGUCUAACAUGCCUCUAGCAGGGAGGGAAAGUGCCAUUACUAGGGUUUCAAUGCAGGAGGAAAAACAGAAGUUAAAGAAAGGUGUUCCACCACAGCGGAGAAAAGAACAGCAGCAGCAGUGACAUGUUAAUGGAAUGUGUAUUUGGAGAGGAUUUAUGUAAUUGUUGAUUUUUAUGUAAUGUUUUACAUAAAUUAAUUUCAAUUCAUUUAAAGUAAUAAUCCCCAAGAUUUUCAUUUAAAUAAAUGUUAAGUCAUAAUGAGGAAACACAAUGGAGAUGGAGUCUUUGGCCCACUGAUGAACGCCUGUGCAUUUGCAUUGUCUGAUGACAUUCCUGGGAAUAAUCAUGAUCCAUGGGAAGUGAGAUCCAAAAACACACCUGCAGUUAGCGCUCAUCACCAUAGACGCUGCCAAAAAGAACAUGGAGAUCUUCGAAAUUGUAACUUUAAAUACUUAAUGCACAAUGUGCAAAACAAAUUGUAUUUUGAAAUGUCGAUGAAUUGCUGUACACUGCAAGACUUUAUAAAAAUCUGUUUUCAUAAGUGUCUUAAAA